Molecule: messenger RNA, 1203 nt
Organism: Vitis vinifera (wine grape)
Lineage: Eukaryota; Viridiplantae; Streptophyta; Magnoliopsida; Vitales; Vitaceae
Product: alpha-soluble NSF attachment protein
Exons: 9
Coding region: 96-965 (289 amino acids)
Biological process (GO): intracellular protein transport; SNARE complex disassembly
Cellular component (GO): vacuolar membrane; SNARE complex
Molecular function (GO): syntaxin binding; soluble NSF attachment protein activity
Source: RefSeq, a predicted model, not a curated record
UUUAGAAUCGGAACAGACAGCAUCGCAUAUCCUGCUUCAUUCCUCUUUCUCCCCUCCAAAACUCUCUGCAAAUUCCUUGAAAGCAAAGCAAUCAAAUGGCAGAUCACAUAACUAAAGGAGAAGAAUUCGAGAAGAAAGCAGAGAAGAAGCUCAGUGGCUGGGGCUUAUUCGGCUCGAAGUAUGAAGAUGCUGCAGAGUUGUACGAAAAAGCUGCCAAUUCCUUCAAACUCGCAAAAUCAUGGGAUAAAGCUGGUUCUAUUAACAUCAAAUUGGCUAAUUGUCAUUUGAAGUUGGAUAGCAAGCAUGAAGCUGCUAAUGCUUAUGCUGAUGCUGCAAAUUGUUAUAAGAAAACAUCUAACAAAGAGGCAAUAGCAUGCUUAGAGCAAGCAGCAGCUAUUUUCUUGGAAAUUGGUAGACUCAACAUGGCUGCAAGAUAUUACAAGGAAAUUGGUGAGCUAUAUGAGGUUGACCAGAACCUUCAGCAGGCCAUUGAAAAAUUUGAUCAAGCUGCUGAACUUUUCCAAAGUGAAGAGGUAACAACCUCUGCCAAUCAGUGCAGGCAGAAGGUUGCACAAUUUUCUGCACAACUAGAACAAUAUCCAAAGGCAAUUGAGAUUUAUGAAGAGAUAGCACGACAAUCACUCAACAAUAAUUUGCUUAAAUAUGGAGUUAGAGGGCAUCUUCUUAAUGCUGGCCUUUGCCAACUAUGCAAAGGCGAUGUUGUGGCCAUAACCAACUCACUGGAGCGAUACCAGGAAUUGGAUCCAACUUUUUCAAGAACAAGGGAGUACAAACUUUUAGCUGAUUUGGCUGUUGCUGUUGAUGAAGAAGAUGUUGCAAAAUUCACUGAUGUUGUCAAGGAGUUCGAUAGCAUGACUCCACUGGAUGCUUGGAAAACCACCCUUUUGCUGAGAGUGAAGGAAAGUCUGAAGGCCAAAGAAUUGGAGGAGGAUGAUCUGACCUGAAUAAUGAAUGUAUUAUCAUUUUGUUGAAUGAAUGUAUUGUCAUUUUGUUGAAUAAUGAAUGUAUUGUCAUUUUGCUUCUUUCACUUUAAAAAUCAAAAUAUACAAAAAAAGAAAAAAAAAAAAAAAAACCAGAUUGGUUUUGGGUUUGUAUCUAGUAAGGCAUGAUUGUUACCCAUAACUAUUUUUCACACCGCUUUUGAAUUUAUAAUGAUUUCUAGUUGUCUGAUUGUGAUUUUCA